AUGAGGAAAAGCAAGGUGAGCACCUUAGACAGAAAAACGGAAAUGGAAUAUGCAACUGAACACCUUUCUUUCGUUCUGGUUUUCAACCAAGAAUCUACUGUUGCAGCAUUAGUAGUAGCAGUCUUUAAUUCACCUUUGUCAGCAAGUCGUCAAGGAGUAUUAAAGCAAGUGCAAACAGCUGCCAGCCUAUGGGAUGCAUACUCAGGCCUGUUAAGUAAUCAAGCCAUGAUCCUGGCCAUGAACUCCAGCUUCGUGGAUCCCUUAUUGCAAUAUGAAACUCAGCUGAAGAUAGUAGAGUUGUCCUUCAAAAUGGCAUUUGCUAUACCAAGUCUUGACAAAGUGAAAGAAAUUGGGAAGAAUGAGGAUGACCAAGAGGACCUGGAGAAUUUAUACCGAACUAUUUUAAACAUAUUUGAGGACACUCUUCUGAUCUUAGUGUCUAAAGACCUCUACAAACUGCAAAUCUUAAAGGAAAUGGCUGUGUGGAUGAGUGAAGAUAAUUUGUACAUGCAGGAGAGAGCCAUGGUGAUCAUCAGCAGAGUGCUAAGCUUUGCAUCCAGGAAAGUCAAGGGAUGUACAAGUGUUGAUGUUCCAUGUUUGGGUGUCCUGGCAGCAGAACUGUCUCUUUUGUGUUCCCAUGCUGAUCCCUCGAUCACACAACAAGCAUCCUUGGGAAUGUAUCACCUCCUCUGCAUUGCAAAGUGUCAGAAUGCGGAUAUUGCAAAAAAUAAAAGUACAAAGUAUGAUAAGCCUGGAAGUCAUUGCUUCCUGCCUUCUCCCUCUGAUAUAGAAUUUCUACCCAAGAUCUUGCAAAGAGACAAAAGUAAAAUUGCUCAGAGUGUAGGACAAACCUUAUUGCCACGCUUGCUAACUGACUUUGUGUGGAGUCUCCUGAUGAAACUCUCUGCACCUGAUCAAACAACUGCAUCCGAGGCAGCAACCAUACUGAAACUGACUCUGGAAUAUUAUGCCCAUAAGGUCACCAUGGUGUCUAAAAUUGUGGAUGUUAUUUAUAAACAAUUGUGUGGAAAUGCUUCUCCCAUUUUGAAGCAAGUUAUGUUGAGGGUCAUUACCUUGUUGACACGUACUUCACCAAAGAAGGUCAUCUUUCAACUUACGGACUACCCAGUCCCAGCAGACAACACUCUGAUGCUGAUGUGGCAGGCGGCUGGUUCUGAGUCAAGUGUGGCUCCACUUGUGCUGAAGACAAUCUUGUUGAUACUGAAAGGAAAGCCUGGGACAAUGGAAGACAGAAAAACGGAAAGAAGACAUUUCUCUCUUGACACUACUAACAUGAUGCCCGUGGCGGCAUCCCAGGCCCUGUGCACAUUGCUGCCUAUUGGUUCUUACAAGAAAGCGGUGGCCCAGUUUUUCCCCCAGCUCUUGAUGGCCCUCAUGCUUCAACUCUAUUACACUAGCAACCUGAGACUGAUGACAGAGGACAGGACUUUCUAUGCUCGAGAUGCACUGAGAGUUCUGCUGAAUUGUUCUGGACUGCAACAAGUGGAUAUUGCUCUAAAGAGAAAGAAUUGUUGGAACCAGUUUUCCCAAGCACUGUUUCACCAUCAUGGAGUCUACCUUGUUGCCAAAACUCUCAGUGACUAUAACUUUCCACAGUUUCCAGACACCUUGCAUUAUCUCUAUAAGCUCUCAGUGGAAGGUCCUAGAAGGCCAGAAGACAACGUCAUCACAAUAAUAUUCCUCACUGAACUUCUCAAUAAUUUCUUCAAGGACCCAUUCCCAGAAGAAUUUUUGGUUCUCUUCAGAAACUGGGUCAAUGACUCUGAUCCUGCAGUUAGCAAACUGAGCCUUCAGAAGAUUGCCAGCAUGGCACCGGUUAUCAACGAGAUAGAAAAUGUCUGCAGCUUAUUAAUAGCCAUCCUGGAUGCCUUCCUUUCCCAAGACAAGACUGUUGUAAUUCGGGCCUUGAUGACCCUUCGAAGACUUUUAGGCAAACUGGACAAGGUGACCUACUCCUCCCUGUGUACCAGAAUUGCUUGCAGCUACUGUUCUUUGAUGGAUCAUAGUAAUGGAGGCAUUCGGAGUAUGGCCAUUCGACACUUUGGUGAGUUACUCAGGGACAUGAGUCAGUACACGUGGAUGCUGAAUGAUGUGGUUUUCGGAGGCUUGGUGCCUCUGAUUCUGUUUCUGGAAGAUACAGAGGCAAGAGUAGUUAAAGCAUGUAAAUAUACAUUAGAAAUCUGUGCCUCAGAAUUAAAAUGGGCAACAUCAUAUUUGCUCAAGGAUGAACAUUACAGUUUUGAGCUGGUAGUGCUCAACAUCUGUAACAAUCUUCUUAUUUCUCAUCAGAAAUAUGUUAUAGAUUUGAUAGCUGAUACCUUAGGAUUCCUGAGGAGUUCCAGAACAUAUCUGAGAAGAGGAUCAGUUAUUUUAAUAGGGUACUUGGCAAAAUUGGGUGGCCAUUUACUGCUCAGAGAUGAAAUUCAAGUCAUGCUUGAGGCUAUUGACCCAGUGCUUGGGGAUGAAGAUCCUGUGAUCAGGGAGUUUGCAAAAAUAACAAACACAAUUUUUAUGGAAACAGCCCAUAGACUGACCUCCUCAAAUAUUAAACAAAGCUUCCGAAGACUGUUUAACUUAAUCUACAUCAAAAAAUUGAAGCCUCUUUAUAAUUAUAACCUUCCCAAGGACCUGACAGGCAGUCCUAUGGGGAUUAAAGAAACCAAGAAUGAUAAGGAAGCCAUUACAGACAAUAAUUAUGAAGACGUAUUGGUAAAGAACAAAGAUGUAUCGGUAAAGAAUGCAAGGUUCACGAGUGCCUUGGAGCACACCUCCGAAGAGGAAUGA
Aethalodelphis obliquidens (Pacific white-sided dolphin) is the source of this 2805-nucleotide messenger RNA. It is a transcript of the gene MROH9, whose product is annotated as maestro heat like repeat family member 9. Bases 1 to 2805 code for a protein of 934 amino acids. Gene Ontology annotation, cellular component: cytoplasm. The record is from RefSeq and is a predicted model, not a curated record. The transcript is spliced from 21 exons. Lineage: Eukaryota; Metazoa; Chordata; Mammalia; Artiodactyla; Delphinidae.